This is a messenger RNA of Salvia hispanica, 3131 nucleotides long. Lineage: Eukaryota; Viridiplantae; Streptophyta; Magnoliopsida; Lamiales; Lamiaceae. The record is from RefSeq and is a predicted model, not a curated record.
GUGUGCUGCACAGUCAGCCGGCCUCCCUCCCAUCGCCCCAAUUCCAGUUGGUUUCCCCCAAAUCCACCAUUUCCACGCUUCGACAAAUCCAAUCGCACUAUCGGAGAAUCGAUCCAAUGACGGGUCCUUCACUGAUGGACUCCCUCUUCCAGCGCUCAAUCGACGACCUAAUCAAAGCCCUCCGCCUCACUCCGCCCGGAACGGAGACCGCCUUCGUCGCCAAAGCGAUCGACGAGAUCCGCCGCGAGAUCAAAUCCACCGACCCCCACACCAAGGCCGCCGCCCUCCAGAAACUCACCUACCUCCACUCCCUCCACGGCCUCGACAUGUCGUGGGCCGCCUUCCACUCCGUUGAGCUCUCCUCCUCCUCCGCCCACUCCCACAAGCGCACCGCCUACCUCUCCGCCGCCCUCGCCUUCAACCCCGCCACCACCGACGUCAUCCUCCUCCUCACUCACCAGCUGCGCAAGGAUCUCUCCUCGCCGAAUGUCCACGAUGUGAGUCUCGCCCUCUCUACUCUCUCCUCGAUCUGUAACACCGAUUUGGCGCGCGAUUUGACGCCCGAGCUGUUUACUCUGCUUAGUAGUAGUAAGGUUACUGUGAGAAAGAAAGCGAUCGCUACUGUUUUGAGGGUUUUUGAAUGUUAUCCUGAUGCGGUGCGUGUUUGUUUUAAGAGAGUUGUGGAAAACCUAGAGAAUUCGGAUUUGGGGAUAUUGUCUGCGGUUGUAGGGUUGUUUUGUGAGCUCACUGAAAAUGAACCUAGAUCAUAUUUGCCGUUGGCGCCUGAAUUUUACAAGAUUUUGGUAGACUGCAAGAAUAAUUGGGUUCUGAUCAAAGUGCUAAAGAUUUUCGCAAAAUUGGCUCCUCUAGAGCCGAGGUUGGGUAAGCGAGUGGUGGAGCCUAUCUGUGAGAUCAUGAAGACGAUGGGAGCUAAGUCGUUAGUGUUUGAGUGUGUGAGGACGAUCUUGACUAGUUUGAGUGAACAUGAUUCGGCAGUGAAGCUAGCAGUGAGUAAGGUACGGGAGUUUCUUUCAGAAGAUGAUCCGAAUCUCAAGUAUCUAGGCCUGCAAGCGCUUGCUCUCGUUGCACAGAACGAUAUUUUAGCAGUUGUGGAGAACAAGGAUUUGGUGGUUAAAGCACUGAGUGAUUCCGAUUUGAAUAUUAGGCUUGAGGCCUUGAGGCUUGUAAUGUGUAUGGUCUCUGAGGAUAAUGUGAUGGAAAUUUGUAGGAUCUUGAUCAGUCAUGCACUAAAGUCUGACCCGGAGUUCUGUAAUGAGAUCUUGGGAUUCAUUUUAUUGACUUGUGGUAGGAAUUAUUAUGAGGUGGUUUUUGAUUUUGAUUGGUAUGUGUUGUUUCUUGGGGAAAUGGCAAGGGUUCCACAUUGUCAGAAGGGGGAUGAAAUUGCAACCCAACUUAUUGAUAUUGGCAUGAGGGUUAAGGAUGCUAGAUAUCAGCUUGUUAACGUUGCUCGUGAGCUGGUUAUUGAUCCUGCAUUACUUGGUAAUCCGUUUAUGCAUGCGGUUCUGUCUGCUGCUGCCUGGGUUUCAGGAGAGUAUAUCAAGCUUUCAAGAAAUCCGUUUGAGAUCAUGGAAGCACUGUUACAGCCACGGACUAGUCUCCUUAGUCCAUCUGUGAGAGCCAUAUAUAUACACUCCGCAUUCAAGGUGUUGAUGUUCUGUGUUUACUCGUAUCUCAAGCUAAAUGGAGAGGAAUCUUCAAUUCCCUCUACAUUGACAGAUUCAGAACUAGUAUCUGAUGUUGAAGUGGAUGAUCAUAAUAUGAUUGUUACCAAUGGGCAGGCACCAUCAGCUUCUUCGGUAACACAACAUCUUACUCAAGAAUCUCUCUUGGCUCUAGUCAAUCUUGUUGAAAUUAAUUUGGGACCUUUAGCUGGGAGUAAUGAAGUAGAAGUGCUGGAAAGAUCUACCAAUGUCCUUGGAUUAAUUAAAUUGAUAAAACCAAUGCUCCUUGGUUCUCUCAACGAUGGUGAAGGAGAUCAAACUAAGGGAGAACUAAAAACUCCUGAAACAGUAAAGUUGAUUUUCGAUUCAUGCUCAGAAGAUCUUGGUCCAGUCUCAGUUAAUGCACAAGAGAAGGUACCCAUACCUAAUGGGUUGGUGCUCAAGGAAAAUCUUGAUGAUUUGGAAGAAAUCUGUGGUGAUAUGAAAUUGCCAUUAUUAACUUCAUUUUCGCUUGUCAAACCUCAAUUUGCAGAAGCCUCUAAUAGCGUAGAAUGCCAGGGUAAGGAAGAGUCUGAACUAUCAACUGAAUCGACAUCGUUACUUGCAGAGCACAGGAAGAGGCACGGUUUAUAUUACCUUUCUCCAGGAAAUAGAGUGACGACGUCCAAUGACUACCCACCUGCUCAUGACCCCAAUGAUAAGGCUAUCGAUGAGGAUGAAGAUCUUGCCAAGUUGACAGAGAAAUCACUCGUCACUGGGAAAAAGCCUAGUCAAUCCAAGCCUAGGCCCAUGGUUGUGAAGUUUGAUGAUGGGGAAGUAACUACUGUCGCAACAAAUAGAACUGAGGCCAAGGCUGGUCUAAUAUCCGGUGCUGUCAAUGAAGUGCUUCUAGGCGAUGAAGCCACAACAUCAUCAUCAUCGAGAAGAAAACCACCAAAAUCAAGAAGGGGGGCCGAGGAUUCAAACGUUAGCAUAACUGAGUCCAAAAGUGAUGCAAGUAAAAUUGAUCAAUCUGAGCACAGUAAAGCUGGUUUGGGAGGCAAACACAAUGGGCAUGGUAAAGAGAGGAGACGUCGAACCUCGGGCAAGGAUAAAGAACAUGAUUGCAAAGACAAGCAUAAAAGUGAUAGUGUGGCGCAUGGUAAGCACAGGUCGCGGCACAGAGCAGAUAAAGCAGUGGAGGCUCAAGCACCAGUCAUUCCUGAUUUUCUUUUAUAGCAAGGCCUUCCAGAGCAAAAUCUUAAGUUCAGUUGUUGUGAUUAACAUCCUUGUUUUUUUCACACUGGAUUUGGUUGUGGUAAUUUAAUUCUUUUGAUUCACCUCACAAUUUGUAGCAAAAUUUUGAUCUUGCAAUGUAUAGCGGUUUGUGAUUGUUUGGAACUGUUUGGUUUGUGAUUGUUUGGAUGAAAAGGCGUGAUAAUCAGUUGAAAUUAAAGUCUUUUUUCUUAA